Molecule: messenger RNA, 2653 nt
Organism: Maniola jurtina (meadow brown)
Lineage: Eukaryota; Metazoa; Arthropoda; Insecta; Lepidoptera; Nymphalidae
Exons: 5
Coding region: 154-675 (173 amino acids)
Source: RefSeq, a predicted model, not a curated record
UUCCGUUCCAUCUGGUCGCUGGUUCUGCGCAGACGCAGAUGCGAGCUGUUUAUAAUAUUUUAAACAUUCACUCACCACCCAGAGCGCGGAUUCAACGUGACUUUGUUAUAUUUUUCUCCUGCAGUGCCAAAUUCUAACGAUUGCAGAUUCAUCAUGUGCUACAACGGGAAAUGUAUGCAUUGCAUCAGCAUCGAGACCGGGUCUCUCAUCUUUGCAAUUAUUAGUAUUAUAUUAUCUGGUCUGGGGAUUUUGUUUAUAAUCGGCGCACUGGUGUACAUCAAUAUCGUGCUAGCUACAUCAACGCAUCCAGAAACCUCUGAGGAACUGCGGAUGGUGGUUGUGGCAUCCCUGACAACCAAUGUCGUCCUUGGCGUCGCACUGUGCCUUAUUCUCGUCCCCUUCGCUUUCACCAUUGUGCUGAUUAAGGGUCUCGUGGAGAAAAAGUCCGGCCUCGUGAAGGUGUACUUCGUCUACUCCGUGGUGAGCAAGAGCCUGUUGCUGUUCUCAGUAGUGAUGGGCCUCGUCGCGGGCAGCUACCCGCCAGAGCACGCUAUCACCAUUCUGCUCAUAGGCGGCGUUUACGGAUUGAUCUUGAGAAUGAUCUACUUGACCUACAAGAAACUUGAAGUGGAUGGCCAGUACAAGCAAAGCAGGCUGAUUGAAGAAAAGUACUAAAAGUAUGUGCUUAAGGUCUUGGACACACUGAACGUAUAUCUAACAUAUAUCUCCUAGACGUUGAAAACUGUAUCAAGGAACAUAGAAACUGUAUCUUAAAUUACCGGUAUUUUUUUCGUUGCGUUACCAAGGUACCUUGAAGGUACCAUUAAAAAUAACGAUACCCAUACAUCCAUUAAGGUAUCUAGAUAACUAGAUAUCGUUAUUAAUACCCAUGAAAGUAACACUACUUAUACAGCGACUGGUCAUCAUACACCAAUCUUUAUCUAAAGAUUGACGCACAUUUACCGUUAAGUAACGAUAAAAAUAUAACGUUUAAUCAUAUCGGUAUACCGCUACUACUACUAGUAACGUAACAUAACGAAAUGUUUUGGUAGUGUUAACUUUAUGAAUUUAAAAACGGUUACCGUCUCUGACUGUAACUGUACCUAUGACCUUUACACACUGCUAGUCGCUACCUACAGUGCUUUAUACAGUUCCUUGUGUUUUGGUACACAUAUACGCGCGCAUUCAGUGUUACGCUUUGUUUUUGUCCAAGUCUUAAAGUAACUAGGUAGCUUAAGUGAACCAAAAAUCGUAAUUUUUCCUAAUAUUGUUUAAUCACUAUGGAUCAUUGUAUGUAAGUCCAAAUCUCGACUAUUUUAUUUAAGUUCUUAUGUGAGUAUCGAUGACCUUUAAAUUCAGGGCCGGCCUGUCUAGAAAGGCGAAAGCGAACGGCCUAGGGCACUCGAGUUUGGGGGGUGGCAUUAGGGUAGGUAGGAACUAGGAAUGCUGGACAGGCCGUCUAGAGCGGGCGACUAUCUCGGCCUCUUCAGUCUUCAGCAUAGCAAAUAAUAAUAACAAAGCUAUAAAAACAUAUUUUUUAUUAGCGCUACAUUAAUAUAAUCCCAGCCAUGAGUAAGUUUAGUUUGUAAAGUUAAAAAAAAUCAAGCUCACUUUGCUCGCGCUUAUAUUCCGUGUUCAAAGUUAAUAUUUUGUGUUUGUUCUCGAAUCUAGUAGUUACCCACGUAAGUAUUUAUUUUACAAAAACUUAUAAGAAAUCAUGCUCGCUUAGCUCUCGAUAUUAUUCAGUCUCCUUCUUCGACUUAACGUUGCUACUCUUAGCGUUUUUGACCGACUUCGAAAAAAGGAGGAGGUUCUCAAUUCGUCGGAAUUUUUUUUUUUUGUAGGUGGGGUUCACUUUCCUACUUUUGCCGUCCAAUUUGCCCGGUCUUGAGCAUUCGGUUUAUUGGUCUAUUCUUUUGACUCAGGGACGACGACGCGUGACGUCUAGCCAGCGCUUUCUUGGGCGUCCUCGGGAUUUUGCUCCAGCGGCGGCGACGUUGAGACGUCUAUUACUGACGUAACUUUUUGGUUUCCCUGUUACAUGACCGUACCAUGAGCAUUUUUUGUAAAAUUCAAGAAAAAUUUCACCUUCGAUCACGCAAAUGCAAUAAUUGACUCUUGUGUGCCGACCUCUUGGACAAUGUAUGAUUUUUUAUCUUAGUCCAACUCUCUUGUCUUAUGAGUAAAUUAUCUGAAUGGUAAUUUAUGGUUUUCUAAUUGCGAAAUUUUUGUCGCAAGUGGUGCGUGUCCAGUAAUUCGCCUAGGGCGUUGAGUUUGCUCUGGCCGGCCUUGUUUGCUAAGGUUAUUGUCUCAUAUUUAUAUUAAUUAAUUAGAUAAGUUAAGUUUUGUACCUAUCGAAAACAAAUUAUAUAAAAUAUUAACUAGGUAGUUACCGACUUAUUCAGAUUUUCUCAUUAUUUUUUCAAAAUUUGUUUGUAGGUAGGUACAAUUAAUCAAAUCGUAUAUUAUUAAAAUAUAAAAAUUUAGGUAGGUAGUUAGGCACCUACUGUUUUCCAAAUUUUCAGAAAUAUAAAAAUAGACUGAAUUAAAAUUGUCAUUUUUUUAAUAUUACAAUAAGUUCUCAUAAUUACUUAAUUUAUAGUUAUGAAUAUAAAAGUUUUGUUCUUUAGAAAUAAAGUUCUUAUAAAUGUAA